Messenger RNA from Lycium barbarum (goji berry), 2917 nucleotides. RefSeq names its product ubiquitin carboxyl-terminal hydrolase 14. The transcript has 20 exons. The record is from RefSeq and is a predicted model, not a curated record. The coding region runs from base 230 to 2641 and encodes 803 amino acids. Gene Ontology annotation, biological process: protein deubiquitination. Gene Ontology annotation, molecular function: zinc ion binding; protein binding; cysteine-type deubiquitinase activity. Lineage: Eukaryota; Viridiplantae; Streptophyta; Magnoliopsida; Solanales; Solanaceae.
AGAAAGGCACAAGUGCUUUAGUGGGUCUUGAGACACCUAAUAAAUCGAAGACUAGUACAUACUAACAAAGUCCAUUACUCCUUUAGCUUUGCUUUCUUCAUUCUUGGGGAGAAAGGCGGUUACUCAACAUUUAAGCAAAGAAUCUUGUUGUUUGUUGUAAACAAUUCAUUCAUUUCUCUUAUAUACGACCCUUACUCUUUGCGAUUGUAACAGAAAAAUCGAAAACCCUAUGGAGGUCCUUCGAUCGAACCUUUCCCGUGUUCGUAUUCCUGAACCAACUACUCGUGUCUACAAGCACGAAUGCUGCAUUUCUUUCGAUACUCCGAAAUCCGAGGGCGGGCUGUUUGUUGAUAUGAAUACUUUUCUUGCAUUUGGAAGGGAUUAUGUUGGUUGGAACUAUGAGAAGACUGGGAACCCAGUUUAUUUGCAUAUAACGCAGACAAAGAAGACAGAUGCUGAAGAUAGACCUUCCAAAAAACCCACUCUCUUGGCUAUAGGUCUUGACGGAGGGUUUGACAAUAGUGAACCCCAGUACGAAGAAGUCUAUGAAAUAGUUAUGUUGCCUGAUAAUGUCACUCUUCCUUUCCCAUCAGUGGAAUUGCCUGAAAAGGUAAGAUUGGCUGUUGAUGCUAUUUUACUAGCUGAAGGUGCUGAGAGAAAAGAGCAACUUGCUUCCUGGACUGCUGACAAGAAGCUUGUCAGUAAAUAUGCCACGGAUCUUCAACAGCUUGACAAUGGUGUUACUGUUCCACCUGCGGGCUGGAAAUGUGCCAAAUGUGAUAAGACUGAGAAUCUUUGGCUGAAUCUAACUGAUGGAACUAUCCUAUGUGGUAGGAAAAAUUGGGAUGGAACUGGUGGUAAUGACCAUGCUGUUAACCAUUACAGGGAAACUGGUUAUCCACUUGCUGUAAAGCUCGGGACCGUAACUGCUGAUUUGGAGGGGGCAGAUGUUUUCUCCUAUCCAGAGGAUGACAGCGUUAUUGACCCACUUUUAGCACAACAUCUAGCACAUUUUGGUAUCGACUUCUCAUCUUUGCAAAAGACUGAAAUGACAACUGCUGAGAGAGAACUAGACCAAAAUAUUAAUUAUGAUUGGAACCGGAUUCAAGAAACGAGUGAGGAUGUUGAACCACUUUUUGGCCCUGGUUACACUGGAUUAGUCAAUCUUGGUAACAGUUGCUACUUGGCUGCUACAAUGCAGGUUAUGUUUUCAACGCGUUCCUUUUGUUCAAGAUACUACUUGAAUCAACGUCUGAAAGAAGCUUUCAGUACGGCUCCUGCUGAUCCGACUGUAGACCUUAACAUGCAGCUAACAAAGCUGGCUCAUGGCUUGCUUUCUGGUAAAUAUUCGGCUCCUGUUCUGGAGAAGGAUGAUACGGCGAAUGCUGCUAGCUCACAGAAACAGGAGGGUAUCCGCCCUCGAAUGUUCAAGUCAGUAAUAGCUGCUAGUCACCCUGAAUUUUCAACAAUGAGACAACAGGAUGCCUUAGAGUUCUUCCUGCAUUUUAUUGAUCAAGUUGAACGGAUAAACUCUGGGACACCUGAUUUUGAUCCAUCGAGGAGCUUCAAGUUCGGUAUUGAAGAACGCCUACAAUGUUCCUCAGGCAAAGUUACGUACAACAAAAGGAAUGAUUAUAUUCUCUCUCUUAAUAUUCCUUUGGAAAAGGCUGUAAAUAAAAAAGAACUAGCAGAGUUCCAAAAUUUAAAGGCUGAGAGAGCUGCAGAAGGAAAAGAACUGUCUGCUGAUGAAAUUGUUCGCCCAAGAGUGUCAUUGAAGGAUUGCCUAGAUUGUUUUUCAGCUCCUGAGGAGGUGCAUGAUUUUUACAGCACAGCUUUAACGGCUAAGACAACAGCUAUCAAAACUGCAGGUUUGACUUCUUUUCCAGAUUAUCUGGUUUUGCAUAUGCGGAAAUUUGUUAUGGAGGAAGGCUGGGUGCCAAAGAAGCUUGAUGUCUACAUAGAUGUCCCUGAAACCAUUGACAUAAGCGGCAUGCGAAGUAAUGGUCUUCAACCAGGAGAAGAGCUGUUGCCUGACAGUGCUGCUGGGGCUGGUGAGCAGGAGCAGUCAAUAAAGAUUCUGGCUGACGAGGAUAUUGUUGCACAACUUGUUUCAAUGGGAUUUAAUCUACUUCAUUGUCAGAAGGCUGCAAUCAAUACCUCCAACUGUGGAGUAGAGGCCGCAAUGGAUUGGUUACUUAAUCACAUGAAUGAUCCAGAUAUUGAUGCUCCUAUAUCAGAAAACACGCAAAAUCCUGACGUUGAUCAAUCUAAAGUUGAUACGCUAGUUUCCUUUGGUUUUGAAGAGAAACUUGCUCGUAAGGCCCUGAAGACAUCGGGAGGUGAUGUUGAAAAAGCUACUGAAUGGAUAUUCAGCAACCCUAGUGCUAGUACUGCAUCAGACAUGGAUGUUACAACUAGUAGUGAAGCUGCAGUUGAUCCCUUGAUGCCUGAUGGAGGAGGAAAAUACAGGCUUCUUGGAUUCGUGAGCCACAUCGGCACAUCCACCCAGUGUGGCCAUUAUGUCGCUCAUAUUCACAAAGAUGGUCGGUGGGUGAUUUUCAAUGAUGACAAAGUUGGGGUCUCGAAAAAUCCCCCUCUGGACAUGGGAUACCUCUACUUUUUUGAAAGACUUCAGAGUUGAACGAUGGACAUCUUGGAACAUGAUGAAAUGUUGGGAUACGCAUGCAGGAGCAAGCAACUUCUGGAAUCAUAGCUUGCUAUUCUCAUUUGUUUCGCAGGUUGAAUACAUACAACAGAUGUCUCAUGGCAUGCCUCACAUGCCUUAAUCUUUAGACAAAUUCAAAUCUCAAGUAGAAGAGUAUAAACUUCUUUAGGACCUGGAUUUUGAAAGAUUUUUCUUCCAUACAUGUAGCGGUCGUUUUGUUGUACUGGUUCUAAUAGAUUCGUUUUUUGCUUC